Saccharomycopsis crataegensis is the source of this 1266-nucleotide messenger RNA. RefSeq names its product tRNA splicing endonuclease subunit SEN54 (gene SEN54). The coding region runs from base 1 to 1266 and encodes 421 amino acids. The transcript has a single exon. NCBI's taxonomy places the organism in Eukaryota, Fungi, Ascomycota, Saccharomycetes, Ascoideales, Saccharomycopsidaceae. Gene Ontology annotation, biological process: tRNA-type intron splice site recognition and cleavage. The record is from RefSeq and is a predicted model, not a curated record. Gene Ontology annotation, cellular component: tRNA-intron endonuclease complex.
AUGAUUGAUGAAGAUGAUCUUCUUCUUGAAGAAUUCACACAAGGAAAGAGUUCAAUACCCUCUGAAAAGAACCCUGGCGAAGAAGAUGAAGAUCAAUUAGAUGAUGAGAUCCAAGAUUGGGGAUCCUUUCUAAAGGCAUCGAAUAUCCAAAUCCUGGGGUUGACCCCGCAGUCACAUAUCGUGCCAAAGAGAGGUGAUAAAGGGUUUGAACCUACUGCAAAUAACUAUGAUAAUUUACUUUUACAAAAUAAGAGAGAUAUUAUGUACGCUACCAUAGGAAACUCUUCCCGUGGCCAUCAUCAUAAAAACCACGUUGAAGCGUUCUGGCUGGCUGAUGCAUCUAGUAACGAGGGGGAAGAACAAUAUGCUGUGGUCCCAAAACCCAAAGGAAGUGCAUUUAACAGUAUGGGCAUACCGAGUUCCCAACGUCAUAUUUUUUUGAACUUUGAAGAGAUUUUAUAUUUGGUAGAAAGAGGAAGUGUGGAUUGUUAUCUCAUUGGCAAUACAAAAGAUGCUAGCGAACAAAAGGCGUUACCAAUGAAUUUACAAAUGUGCUAUUCUGCAUUCUUAAAAUCCAGUGAGGAUUAUGACAUGUUCUACGUCUACAGUUAUUUGAAAAGAUAUGGAUAUGUGGUGAGACGGGCCACGGAGGAUAUUAAAAGACCACCAACUGUGAAUAAUAAAAAAAGAGGUCCAGGGUUGUCGACCACCUUUUGGAAUAUAAUGUUCAAGAAGCCUUUACUAACAGUAGGUUCAAUUUUCUAUAAAUUACUAGGCGCCCCAUUACUAGCAGUAUUGCCCAAAUUAAGAGUUUUGUUGAGUAGGUACUCAUGGUCAACAUUGUAUGAAAGCUUAUAUGCAACUAGUUAUGGCACGGUUCUUGACUAUGAAAAUUUUAAAGCGGUUGAUACUUCUAAAUUCAAGAUUGUGUACAAUCUUUGGAAGCCCAAUAAUCACCAAAAGGCCAACACUCCACCGGACUUUCAAGUAAUAAUUGUGAAUACCAAUUUGACAAGUCUUCCAACAGUGGACGAAAUCAAAUCAAUCUUCAAAAAAUGUUAUGACCAUGACAGAAUUUUAAUUGCCAUUCUUGAUAAUGGGAUGUUGAAUUUCAUCAAACCAACUUCAAGUAACGUGGGUGGUAAAAAUGCGUACUUAGAGGGGAUUAAGAAGCAACUAAAAAGAAAAAGAAAUAAUAAUAAGAGUAAUAGUAAUAGAGGUGGAAGGCUGAACAAGGGUAGUAGAGGGGGAAAAGGUAGAAAAUGA